AUGCGGACCCGGCAGAACAGUUUCGUGGCCUUCUUGCUGCUUGUGCAUGUCCUUCUCCCUCUGGUUCUGCAUACCUCUGCCACGGAUGGCCUCUUCAGGAUUAAUCUUAAGAGGAGGCCUCUGGAUGAAAACAAUCGGAUUGCUGCACGGGUGACUGCCAGGGCUACUGAGUCGAGCAGGUCCUCCAUACGCAAGUUUGGAUACCGUGGUACAAGCAGUCUUACAGAUGGUUCAGACACAGAUAUCGUUGCCCUGAAGAACUACAUGGACGCCCAGUACUAUGGGGAGAUUGGCAUUGGCACCCCUCCACAGAAAUUCACUGUAAUAUUUGAUACUGGCAGUUCUAACUUGUGGGUCCCCUCGGUGAAGUGCUAUUUCUCGGUGAGGACAGCCUCUCUACCCCUGGCAGCGUAGUUUGAUAACAAAAAUGACUGUAUUAGACAGAGGUUGUACGCAUUGUAUAUAAAUGGUUUCAAUGAAUAAUUCGCUUUGGAUAGAUGUUCCUCCGUUUUUGUCGCUGGUGAAGAUAUUUCUUAUUGUCUUCUGUAUUUGUUUGCAGGUUGCUUGUUACGUCCACUCCAAAUACAAGUCUAGCCUGUCAAGCACUUACCAGAAGAAUGGUUUGAUUCAGCGUCUCAACCUAGCCCUUAACGUAGUCUUCGUUUUUCUCUUGUACUAUCCGAUUACAGAGCUUUUCAAAUUAGUCUUUGGUUUCUAAUAUUUAUGACUAAAAAAAAUGUAUUUCACUGUGUGAGGUGCUUCUACGUAAAUUGUGAUCUAUGUAGCCAUCAUUAGAAACAGAUAAGUGUUGGUAGGUGAUAAAAUCUGCGCCAAUCCUCUGAUGCACUCUAAGUUUCUCUUAGUGUUACCUUGACAAACAAGAAAAGUGUUUCCUUGAAUCAUGUAGAUUAAGAUGAACUAAACAAGGAGAUUGGUUUACUCUUUCUCCACAAAUAUUUUGCUUAUUCCUUGCUGGUUUGGAGAACAACGGUUUCUUUAGACGGCGUUCGGUUUGUUAUCAAUGUUGUUUUUUAUUAUUAUUCUGUACUUCUGUGGGCAAGUACUACAAUGUGACCAAUAUUGUCUAAAGUCUUCCUCAAUCGAUGCUAACUGUGCUAAUGGCUACAUAAACAUUUAUUGCAUUUUUUUUGGUGUUUACAGUUGUUUUUAUUUUUGUGCUGGAACGUUGUCUGCAGGAAAGCCUGCAGAGAUUCACUAUGGAACUGGCGCAAUAUCAGGCCUCUUCAGCCAAGACUAUGUUAAAGUUGGUGACCUUGUAGUUAAGAAUCAGGUGAAGCUUUCUGAGAUGGUGGGAGUUUCUGACAAAUUAUCAUUGGAACAUUUUUUCUGUUAUUUAGCCUGUACUUCUUGUUUUUAGGUUUUCAUUGAGGCUACGAGGGAACCGAGUGUAACAUUUUUGGUGGGAAAAUUUGAUGGUAUAUGUGGCCUUGGGUUUCAAGAAAUCUCAGUUGGCAAUGUGGUCCCACUAUGGUAUGCCAUUUCCUUUUUUUAUAUUAGAGUUUAUUCUUUGAAUUUUAUCCAAAAAUAGAUGCCUUGCUUAAAUGUUUAGAUAGUUGAACAUUUCUGUGGCCGAGAAGCCUGAUAUUUACAUUAAAAAAAUAUGCAUUGUUUACAUCCAAAGAUAAAGAUAGUGGUUCUUUUCUUCUUUGUGCUCUCUUUAGCAGGACCCCAAAGUUAGCUUCAUACGCUGGACAUUGUGUGGCCAAUAAGAAAUUAUAUAUUUACAAACUUAUAUUGACACUUCUUUCUCUUCCGACAAGAAGUAACCUUCGUUAGCUAUUGCAUCGUCUUAUGCACCCCAUCAUGGCUCUUUGUUGAAUCCUUGGGUCCAUUAUCAAAGGCAGUCUGAUGAGAAGGUGACAGUAGUUGGAGCUGAUGAUUGAAAUGAUUUCGAUUCUGAUUUUCUAUUCUAAGUAUACAGACGGAAGAUUGUUUUAAGUGUCUUUGGGUACUAUAUUGCUCAUUGAAUGAGGUAAACGAUGAUAUUAGUCUCAAGAUUCUUUAGUUCAACAUAAAACUCAGAGCUGACAAGCACACAUACGAGGUACUGAGUUAUUCAUCUUAGUUUAUAAAUGUUGAAGUUUUCAAUCCCUGUGGUUCCAUCAUACAUCUGCGACAUCUUGUUCAGUUUUUUUUUUUUUUUUCAUUCUCUGGAACGCAUUGUGACAUGUUAUCGCUUGGAUCCUAAUUGCUUAUUCUGCAGGUAUAACAUGAUCAGCCAGGGCCUUGUGAAGGAACCUGUCUUCUCUUUCUGGUUCAAUCGAAACGCUGAUGAUGAGGAGGGUGGUGAAAUCGUAUUUGGUGGGGCAGACCCUAAUCACUACAAGGGAAACCACACUUACGUUCCGAUUACUAGAAAAGGUUACUGGCAGGUGAAGCUCCCAAUACAUAUCUUAUCCCACAUACAGCUUGACACGUUAUAUGUUCCUCUCCCUAAUUCGAUUUCAACGUUGGAACUCGUUGUUGCAGUUUGACAUGGGAGAUGUUCUCAUUGAUGGGCGUUCAAGUGGUAAUCUAUUAAAUUAAUCUCUGCAAGCUUUUAGACUCAUGUGCUUUAUGAUUUAAAUUUCAGUUCUUUGUGUUCUUCGGGUUCUGUGCAUUCUUUCUGUCUCCAGGGAUCUGCUCAGGUAGCUGUGCCGCCAUUGCUGACUCUGGAACAUCCUUAAUUGCUGGACCAACUGUAUGUACAACAUUUAAAACUUCAGUUAAUUACGUGGUCACUUUCUUUGUUUCAUUAUUUUAAUGUGAAUGAGAAGAAUUCAUGGGCACUAGACUGUUUAAAGGAUUGAUUCUUCCUCAUCGUCCCUCAUUGUACAGUUGGCCUGAUCUAUUCCACACAAAAUAAUUUAAAUUGAUUCAGUGAAAUCUGCCCGAUCUUGAUCCACAGUGGUCAGCUCUUUUGAUCAUCAUCAUAACGCUUUUACUACAAUCCGUGAUUGGGUAGGAUUUCAAUGGUCUACCACCAUCUUUUCGAUAUGCUGCAUCACCUGAUUUCGAUAAUAUAAUGGAUGGUUUAAAGUACAGCAAACUUUCUAUGACAAUUUCAUCGUAAGUUCCCAUAGAAACUGUAAGGAUCGAUGAUUACGUCUUCCUCAAAUGGGAUUCAUCUUGGGAGCCUAAAUCUGGAAUAUCCGGCAGUCGUCCGAUUCUGUAGUGAAAAUAUGUCUAUUUGGCUUCGACUCUGUCUAAUGCGGGACUAUGAGGCAACUGAUAUUUUUGAUUGCCUUCUGAACCAUUUGGGAAAAUUUUCUGAUCAAAUUCUUCUUACGGGUUGAACUCCUCUUAAAAAAAUCGACCCUUGUAACUUCUGCGAGAGUUCUCAUCUCCCAUUCUCUCAUAUCCCGACAAUAACUUGCCCAUUUAGGGAUCCAAGUUAACGUACCGGGAUGCGAUAAGUUGAGCCUCUUAAUUUUUUUAUUCGAAAGCUAUAGACAAAUCUGUGCUUUCCGGUCACCUCCAAGGACGCUGAUAAUACGAAUUCUGUGUGUGCAGGCAACAAUUGCUGAGAUCAACCAUGCCAUUGGAGCUUCUGGAAUCGUCAGCCAGGAAUGCAAAACGGUUGUUUCCCAAUACGGGAAGACCAUAUUAACACUCUUGCUUUCAGAGGUAUUUGUAGACUAUCAUCUACUUAGCUUCUAAAAAACAAGAUAUAGAGGACCACGAUUUAUUUAUUGAUCAUGAAGAACUAUUUCCAGAGGCAACCAAAGAAAAUCUGCUCUCAGAUUGGUCUCUGCGCCUUUGAUGGCACCCGAGGUGUCAGGUGAGGAUGACCCUCGGCUCAUCAAUUGGCUUCACUCAUCUUUCUUCUCAUCCUAUGUUCUUUCCUUUUAUUUAUUUAUUUAUUUCCUUGUAUAGCAUUGGUAUCGAGAGCAUAGUCACUGAGAACGACGGGUCAGCCGUUGGAUGGGGUGACUCCAUGUGUUCUGCCUGUGAGAUGGCCGUUGUAUGGAUCCAGAGUCAACUUAAGCAAAACCAGACUCAGGAACGCAUCCUGAGCUACGUCAACGAGGUAAGCUGUUCUUGAAUGGUCUUCUCGUUCAGCAGUUGUCUCUGUGCGCCGUUUCUCAUGUGUGGAGCUCCAUGUAGCUGUGUGAUCGGCUGCCUAGCCCGAUGGGGGAAUCAGCCGUUGACUGCAGCCGUCUCUCAUCCAUGCCGAGCGUCUCUUUUACCAUCGGUGGAAAAGUAUUCUCUCUGAAAGCUGAGCAGGUAUUUUGAGAUGUCCCUCCAUCUCUCUCUCUCUCUCUCCUCCCCUCCUCCCCCCUCUCUCUGGGCUCCAUCUCCUCCGGGUACUCCCCUCUUCCUCCCUCCCUCUUUCUUCUCCCUUCUUCUUGCACUCUUCACCUGUUCCCUCUCCCUCCGUCCUCUCACCCUCUCGCCCAUUUCCUCUCCCGCUCUUCUGGGCACGCUCCUAUUCCGUCCUCUACUUCUCUCUCACACUUGCUCGUUUCUCCCCUCACACUUCAGUCAUUUCUCUCUCGAUCGUGCUGUGUGGACGUGUGAUUGGAUGGCUCUCUUCUCCUCUUCUCGCUCUCGCUCUCGCUCUCCCCCUCCCCCGCCCUGCUAAUCACCAGUUGUUCUUCUCGACGAGUAAAUAUUCUCCACCCCCCAAAUAAGGACGCAUGCUUUACAUGGGCUUUGGGGGAUCUCAUGCCUUGAUCUUCCACAGAACGACAGAACCUUCUGUUGUCACUCUGAUGCUCUUCUUAUUGUUUUUUCUUUCGUGGAUCAGUACAUCCUCAAGGUCGGCGAUGGGCCUGCCACACAGUGCAUAAGUGGAUUUACCGCUCUGGAUGUCCCCCCUCCUCGUGGUCCUCUCUGGUAAUUUCUUCUCUCUCUCUCUUUCUCUCUCAUCUCCUGGUCAUCUUCUCUCCUUGGCCGCUUGAGAGGGCAGCCUCAAUGAAUGGUGUUUAGAGAUUUCAGAACCCAUUUUACGGCCUCUCGUCCGAAUGGUAGUUCUGACUUCAGAAUCCUCCUGUUCUUAUCCUAAACUAUAUUAUGUACGUAUUUUUUCUUUUUUUAUUACCAUUUCGUACAUUUCUCCAUGCUUUCUUCAAUAAUCAUCAAACUUCAAGUGUUAUUUUUUACUAUGUUGAAAUAUUAUGACGUAUUAUCGGUUAGGCAGUCUAUCUCCAUAAAAUGGCAAACCUUUAUUUGGAUAUUUUUUUGAAGAAAAAGCUUUCCUGCGUGGUAAUGUUUCAUUAUUGGCGGUUUUCUCUCUCUAGAUUACUAAUUCUUUCGUCGCAAGUAUUUUCGGAGCGACUUCUGGUUGUUACCAAUGAUCUUCCGUCUCCAUAUUAAUUUUAAUUUUAUUUGAGAUCGACAGGAUAUUGGGCGAUGUGUUCAUGGGAGCCUACCACACCGUCUUCGACUACGGUAACAUGAGGGUGGGCUUUGCCCAGGCUGCAUAG
Molecule: messenger RNA, 5429 nt
Organism: Spirodela intermedia
Lineage: Eukaryota; Viridiplantae; Streptophyta; Magnoliopsida; Alismatales; Araceae
Source: the annotation of a GenBank genome assembly